Austrofundulus limnaeus is the source of this 2357-nucleotide messenger RNA. Its product is annotated as tetratricopeptide repeat protein 39A. The record is from RefSeq and is a predicted model, not a curated record. Lineage: Eukaryota; Metazoa; Chordata; Actinopteri; Cyprinodontiformes; Rivulidae. Gene Ontology annotation, molecular function: protein binding.
CUCCUCUGAGAUGACCCUGAAGGAGAGCCUGGACGAGUGCAUGGAGGCCUUGGACCUCUUCCUCAACAACCACUUCAGCGAGAGUCUGGAGAGGCUGCGACCGAGAGUCGAUGAGAGUAUGUACCAYGCUCUCAUCUACGCCACGAUGCUAGAAAUGCAGGCCAUGAUGACUUUUCAGCACGAUGACAUCAGCAAUGCAGGACACACAAUGAAGAGUGCCCAGGAAGUCUGUCAGAGGUUUCGGCGGAAAUCCCCAGGUUUAGCUCACAAGUCAGUGGGCGAGUCUCUCUCUGAAGUGCAGCUUCAUGCAGAAGUCUGUUAUGCUGAGUGUCAACUCCAACGAGCAGCUCUCACCUUCCUGCAGGAUGAAAGUAUGGUGAGUUUUAUCAAAGGAGGGAUUAAAGUACGAAACAGUUACCUUAUUUACAAAGAUCUGCAUAACUUCAUAAAAUCUCACAACUUUAUCAAAGGACAGAGCCACAAUCACUUAGAAGGAGGGAUAUCAUUUGGAGCAGGAGCAUUUAACCUGACACUAUCACUAUUUCCUCCCCGGAUACUAAAAAUGUUGGAGUUUGCAGGCUUUUCAGGAGACAAGGAAUAUGGUCUGUCUCUCCUCUGUGAUGGUGCGACAGGGAUGAACUUGCGCUCCAUGUUGUGUGUUCUGCUGCUGCUCUGCUACCACACCUUCCUCACAUUCAUACUUGGAACUGGUGAGGGAGAGGUAGCUGAGGCUGAAAGGCUGCUGAAACCUUUCCGGCUCCGCUACCCAAGGGGUGCCAUAUUUCUCUUCUUUGCUGGAAGAACUGAGGAGAUUAAAGGAAACAUUGAUGAGGCGGUGACACUCUUUGAAGAUGGCUGCAAAGCCCAGCAGACGUGGAAGCAGUUUCACCACAUGUGCUACUGGGAGCUGAUGUGGUGCUUCACCUUUAAGCGUGCGUGGAAGAUGGCGUACUUCUACGCAGAUCUACUGAGCCAGGAGAGCCGUUGGUCCAAGGCCAUGUAUGUGUACAUGAAAGCUGCUUACCUCAGCAUGCUUCCUAAAGACGAGGCCAGGCCUUUUGGGGAGGACGAGGUGGAGCUCUUUAGACAAGUACCGAGCCUCAAGCAGAAGAUAGCAGGGAAGUCUCCUCCAACAGAGAAGUUUGCGAUCCGUAAAGCCAGACGCUACAAGGCUCCUCACCCAGUCAGGCUGCCAGCUCCAGUUCUGGAGAUGAUGUACAUGUGGAACGGUUUUAGUAUGAUCAGCAAACAGCCGGAGCUGACUGAGGGCAUGAUGCAGACUUUAGUGGAGGCAGAGCGCACUCUGCUGGAGUCUCCUGAAAAUGAAUAUGUAACAGAUGACCGCUGUUUGAUCCACAUGCUGAAGGGCCUGUGCUUCAAGAACCAAGGGAUACUUCAGGCCGCCGAGGAAUGCUUCAACAAAGUUUGUUCAAGUGAAAAGAAGAUUAAGUUUGACCACUAUCUGGUGCCCAACUCUCUGGUGGAGCUCAGUCUGCUUUAUAUUGACCAAGGCAGAAGAGACGAGGCCAUUAAAAUACUGCGGAAAGCCAAGCACAAAUAUAAAGACUACUCGAUGGAGUCUCGGACCCAGUUCAGGGUUCAUGCUGCUCUGGCCAAACUCAAGGCUGAUCCUGGUGAAGAUGAGACCCAUCAGUGACGAAGAGUUCCUUCCUCAGUGCCCACUCCCUUCUCACUGGACUAUGUUGGCUGAUUGUUUGGACAUGUUCAUCCUCUGCAUUUACAUCAAAUGAGACUUGUUACAGUUCAGUGACCUUUUUAAGAAACAUUUUUGUGUCAUUGUAACCACCGUUUCCUGACGAGGAAGAGUGACUACACAUCAUGUGUAUUUAUUGUUUUAUUGUUUAAAACUAAAUAAUACAUUUUCAUGGAUCACACUAAAUAGUUUCAAAUUGACCAUACAGUAAAACUUUUACUCUUAAUGGAGCUCUGAUUUGCACAUAAUCAUAAAAGCAACUUUUAUUUUGUUUAGAUUUGUGGAACUAAGAAAAAAAUGUUUACUGUUCAGUUUUAUCACCUUGGUUUAUUUAAACUCAACUUUUCUUUGUUUUAAUUAUAUUUGUUGAAAACUUGACUUUUUGACUAAAUUUGUUUAUUUUAGCUGAAAUGAGAAUUCUGUAAUUAUUUCAGACAAAAAGAUGGCAUAGAAAAGUGUACAUUUAUUUCAGAGAGGUCUAUUUAUGGAAACAUGUUGCCAGUUUACUAAGUAAGCCCAAUUAAAUGAAUAAAUCCUUCUUGCUGACUUGUUUACUUUGACCAGACUGGACUGGAUGAACAGAUGUAGUGUGUUGGGCUCUUUAAUCCAACCAGGUUAUCGAACAUAUUACAGUCUUCAAAAC